AUGCGUACACGGCACACACCUCCGCCGGGCUUUGCCGCGGCGGCACCGCCCUUGCCCUCGCCCCGUAUAAGAAGAGCACAAGGCCAGAGAAUUUACUCACCCACCCACACACACCAUUCAUCCUUCCACAACGCACGGUGUGAUACAGAGACAGCGAUCGAGCCGAGCGCCAUGGCGGAGGAGGCAAGGGCGGCCGGGGAAGAAGAGCUGUCGUCGGUGGCCGAGGGGGCUCCCGUGACGGCCCGGCGGCCCGUCCGAGCAGACCUGGAGAAGCACAUCCCAAAGCCCUACCUGGCCCGAGCUCUGGUGGCGCCGGACGUGUACCAUCCUGGAGGGAGCAAGGAGGGCGGUCACCAGCACCAGCAGAGGAGCGUGCUGCAGCAGCAUGUCGCCUUCUUCGACAUGGAUGGCGACGGCGUCAUCUAUCCAUGGGAAACUUACCGAGGACUGAGGGCACUGGGCUUCAACAUGAUCGUGUCCGUCCUCAUCGCAAUAGGCAUACAUACUACUCUGAGCUACACAACUCUGCCUAGCUGGGUACCAUCUCUGCUGUUCCCAAUCUACAUCGACAACAUCCACAUGGCCAAACAUGGCAGCGACACCGCGACUUAUGACUCCGAGGGAAGGUACAUGCCGGUGAACUUCGAGAACAUAUUCAGCAAGAACGCCCGCUCGUCGCCGGAUAAGCUAACGUUCCGGGAGAUCUGGAUGAUGACCGACGGCCAACGGCAGGCGAACGACCCAUUUGGAUGGGUGGCGAGCAAGGGGGAGUGGAUGCUUCUGUACAUGCUCGCCAAGGACGAGGAGGGGAACCUUCCGAGGGAGGCUAUUCGCCGCUGCUUCGACGGUAGCCUGUUCGAGUUCAUCGCCGACGAGAGGAGGCAGCCACACGGGAAGCACCAGUAG
Messenger RNA from Triticum turgidum subsp. durum (durum wheat), 906 nucleotides. The record is from the annotation of a GenBank genome assembly. NCBI's taxonomy places the organism in Eukaryota, Viridiplantae, Streptophyta, Magnoliopsida, Poales, Poaceae.